This is a messenger RNA of Dibothriocephalus latus, 414 nucleotides long. The record is from the annotation of a GenBank genome assembly. NCBI's taxonomy places the organism in Eukaryota, Metazoa, Platyhelminthes, Cestoda, Diphyllobothriidea, Diphyllobothriidae.
AAUGAAGCUCCUCAGUCCUCCUCAGCUGAGGUAAUCCACCCCGUGGACCAGACCGACGCUUGCUACGCCUCACCACUGACCACCGGUGCGAUCCCACGACCGCAGGACAAGUUGUCUCCUCUGCGAGGUGAUAGCGCUGCCGGCGAUCGAGCCAUUGUUGGUCGGCUGGAUCGUCGCGCCGUGCACUACAUCAUCUGGACCACGGACGCCAUUUGCCCUCCCCCAUUUGCCCUUCCGUUCUUAUCCCUUCAUCUAUAUACAUUUUCUCGACAGGAGGGUCUGGUUGCGUUCGAGGCGGGUGCCGAUGAUACUUUACAAUCCCAAUUCGUACGAGCCCUCGUCAGUAUCGGAGGCGUGAUACUGGGCACAUUGGGUAUCGCCGCAGCCCUCAGAUUUGUUACUCGACGUCUGUGA